UGAUUUCUAUCACUAGUGACGGACACAUCAACGGUGAUAACUUUAUUGCGAACGGCACAGCACGGGCGAGUUGGUGUAUAUAUCCAGUUAUUCCGUGUGUAUGAAAACGACACAGCACCGCUGCCUUAUCUCUCCUAUCUAAACGGACAUUGUACCUGUCAAUGGCAACAGACGGAUACAUAUCGUUCGUGCACCGUGAGUGUUCCCGCAUUCCGACGGCUCUCAUAGAGAACCAUUCGCUCUCUGCACGGUGCCUGGACCUCAGUUACAACCAGUUACGUACGUUGACUGGCAUCGAGCAUUUCACGCAGCUUCGAGAGCUCAUCCUGGACAACAACCAACUGAACGACACUGCGGAGUUUGUGCACAGCUCGCACCUCACUACACUGUCCCUCAACAAGAACUGCUUCUGCGACCUGGAACGGCUCGUGUCGACGCUGCAACAGUAUUACCCCAACCUAACUUUUUUAAGUCUGCUAGGAAACCCUGCUUGUCCCGACCAAAUCACGAAUCCGGAGAAGGACGAGGAUGAUUAUCGGAGGUAUCGGUACUACGUCAUACACAAGCUGGUGAAUCUCCGAUUCUUGGAUUCCCGUUGUGUGAGCAACGGUGAGAGACGGGAAGCUCAAAGGAUCGGAGCUUUUAUGCGGGUCGCCCGUCCGGCAGAAGGAGACGAGGCACCCGACGACGUCUAUCCUUCACCGUUCACUCAGCUGCCUUCCUGGCCGUUCACGCAAAAGAGGACAUUGUUCGGCACUCUCACGUACAAGUACACAGGGAAACACUCCGAGGGAAACAGAUUCAUCUGCAAUGACCAACUGUGAAACGCGUUUUUUUUCUUCUCUCGUUCUAGUAUACAUGUAGGCAUCAUUGGACUGCACCGAACUGAGGAAAUCUGUAAGAUAAACGUACUGUUUUAGGCAUACCGUAUAGCAUUCCAUAUACUAUAUCCAUCGUGCAUCGUAAAUGCUUUUCCUAAGCGUGAAUAUUAUUAAUAAUAAAAAUUUGUCACUACGUUG
Molecule: messenger RNA, 1019 nt
Organism: Ornithodoros turicata
Lineage: Eukaryota; Metazoa; Arthropoda; Arachnida; Ixodida; Argasidae
Product: leucine-rich melanocyte differentiation-associated protein-like
Exons: 1
Coding region: 162-824 (220 amino acids)
Biological process (GO): melanocyte differentiation
Molecular function (GO): protein binding
Source: RefSeq, a predicted model, not a curated record